Messenger RNA from Strongylocentrotus purpuratus (purple sea urchin), 15288 nucleotides. It is a transcript of the gene itpr1, whose product is annotated as inositol 1,4,5-trisphosphate receptor. Gene Ontology annotation, cellular component: endoplasmic reticulum; membrane. Lineage: Eukaryota; Metazoa; Echinodermata; Echinoidea; Camarodonta; Strongylocentrotidae. The record is from RefSeq and is a predicted model, not a curated record. The transcript has 55 exons. The coding region runs from base 375 to 8837 and encodes 2820 amino acids. Gene Ontology annotation, molecular function: inositol 1,4,5-trisphosphate-gated calcium channel activity; inositol 1,4,5 trisphosphate binding. Gene Ontology annotation, biological process: calcium ion transmembrane transport.
AUAUGAAAACUAUUUGCUGUGUACAUAAUUAGAAACUAGCGGGCCAACGAUGCUGGAAAGGCUCUCCUCAUCAGUGAUUUUUAUGUCUAUUUCUUGAGUUUCACGUGAAAUUAUUAGCCUAAAUCCGUAAAAUAGUGAAUAUGCAACAUGCUGCUUCGGUAAACUUCAUCUGAAAGGGGACUAUUUAUGUGUUUAACACUCGUGCUAACACGAAAUCUCACCCGAGCUGCUUCCGGAUUGUGCUUCAUGUCGCUACCCGGCCCAUCCCCCGUGGAAUUUGCACGGUGGUAGACUGUGUACGUUCAUCCCUGCAUGCUGUGCUGCAAAUAAUUGAACAAACUGAGCGAGAGUAAACCAUUGAGUUACAUGCCAAUAUGGGGGAAAUGGCUGCCAGUUUUCUACAAUUUGGCGAUAUCGUAUCGCUGUUUGCAGAAGGCAGUGUGAAUGGAUUCAUUCACACCCUCGGGUUGGUUGACGACAGGUGCGUUGUUCAGCCUGAUGCUGGCGACCUUUCAAAUCCCCCGAAAAAAUUCAGAGACUGCCUCUUUAAGAUCUGUCCCAUGAACCGUUACACUGCACAGAAACAGUUCUGGAAGUCGGCUAAACCAACCAUCUCAAGUGCCACCGAUGCUGUCUUACUCAAGAAACUACAGCAUGCGUCUGAAUUGGAAAAGAAGCAGAACGAAUCUGAGAGAAAGAAACUCCUUGGCAGUGUGAUCCAGUAUGGCAGUGUCAUUCAGUUACUCCAUUUAAAGAGCAAUAAGUUCCUGACAGUCAACAAACGUUUGCCAGCUCUCCUGGAGAAGAAUGCAAUGAGGGUGACUCUUGACGCCAACGGUAACGAGGGAUCAUGGCUGUACAUUGUGCCUUUCUACAAGCUCAGAUCACAGGGAGACAAUGUUGUGGUUGGUGACAAGGUAGUCUUGAAUCCAGUCAACGCAGGGCAGCCUCUACAUGCAAGCAACUAUGACCUGGUGGAUAAUGCAGGCUGCAAAGAGGUGAAUGCAGUGAACUGUAACACAUGCUGGAAGGUAUCUCUCUUUAUGGAACACAAGGAAAACAUUGAGGAAGUAUUGAAAGGGGGUGAUGUUGUAAGGUUGUUCCACGCAGAGCAAGAGAAGUUUCUAACCUGUGAUGAGUACAAGAAGAAGAGCUAUGUCUUUCUCAGAACCACUGGCCGAGCUUCAGCAACGGCAGCUACCAGCUCCAAGGCAUUGUGGGAAGUUGAGGUUGUUCAGCAUGAUCCAUGUAGGGGUGGUGCCGGUCAUUGGAACAGCCUCUUUCGUUUCAAGCAUCUUGCCACAGGACAGUAUCUAGCUGCAGAGGCUGACAAUGACCCUACCAAAGACCCAACCAGAGAGAAGUUAAAAGGGCCUCAUGGAGGGACAACCUAUCACCUUGUACCCAUGCACCAUGGCAAUGACAUCGCCUCCAUAUUUGAACUGGACCCUACCACUCUGCAGAGGGGGGACUCCCUGGUACCAAGGAAUUCAUAUGUUCGUCUCCGCCAUCUAUGCACCAACACAUGGGUUCAUAGUACCAGCAUACCUCUGGAUAAAGGAGAAGAUAAGCCUGUCAUGUUGAAGGUUGGUACAGCCCAGACUAGGGAGGACAAGGAAGCCUUUGCCAUCAUUCCUGUCCCACCCGCUGAAGUAAGGGAUCUAGACUUCGCCAAUGAUGCUAACAAGGUCUUAUCAACAAUAUCGUCCAAGCUGGAGAAGGGUGCCAUCACACAGAAUGAAAGAAGAACGGUGACCCAGCUGCUGACAGACCUGGUGUACUUUGUAGCCUUGCAGGAAAACCAGGGAGGAGAGGCCCUUUCAGUGGUCAUCACCAACCCUGAUAGAGAUAAACAGAAACUCAUGAGAGAACAGGAUAUAUUGAAACAGAUAUUCAAAAUCUUGCGAGCCCCUUUCAAGGGUGAGCAUGCCAUGCUGAAGCUGGAGGAACUCGCUGAUCCUAGACAUGCCCCCUACAGACACAUAUGCAGACUGUGCUACAGAAUCCUGAGGCUCUCACAACAGGCAUACAGAAAGAACCAGGAAUACAUUGCCAAACAGUUUGGCUUCAUGCAGGAGCAGAUUGGCUAUGAUGUCUUGGCUGAGGAUACCAUCACUGCCUUGCUACAUAACAACAGGAAGCUCCUUGAGAAACACAUCACAGCAGCGGAGAUUGAGACCUUUGUCAACCUGGUCAGGAAGAACAAGGAGAGAAGGUUCUUGGAGUAUCUGUCAGACCUGUGUGUAUCAAACAAUCAAGCUAUCCCCAUCACCCAAGAGCUCAUCUGUAAAUCAGUUCUCAAUGAUAGAAACAUGGACAUCCUCAUUGAGACCAAGUUGGUAAAGACAGAGCUUGAGUUGGAGAUUGAAGUGGAGGGCGAAGAUGGCACACCUGGUGAACCAGUCAUCACCAUCGAGGAAGAGGAAGAGGUCGUGCUCUUCUGGGAAAAAAGUCAAAGGUCAAAGGGCAUACGCGAGCUUGCCAUGGGUGCUGCAGACAAUGUCAGAGAGGAUUCAGAUGUUCUGGGUUACUACAGGUACCAGCUUGACCUAUUCUCUCAAAUGUGCCUGGACCGUCAGUACCUUGCCAUCAACCAGAUCUCUAUCCAGCUCGACAUCGAUCUCAUUCUUCGCUGCAUGGCAGAUAUGAACCUUCCGUAUGACCUUCGAGCGUCCUUCACCAGGCUCAUGCUUCACAUGCAUGUUGAUCGUGACCCCCAGGAGCAGGUGACCCCUGUCAAGUAUGCAAGGCUAUGGUCAGAGAUACCAACCCAGAUUACCAUUGAUGACUAUGACACUCAUAACAACGUUGGAAAUACAUAUGCCAAAGAGGAUGUUAGACCCAAGUUCUCGGACACCAUCAAAUUUGUAGAGGAAUACCUAUGCAACGUUGUCUCAGCAACAUGGUCCUUUGCCGACAGUGAGCAGAACAAACUCACCUUUGAGGUGGUGAACCUUGCCAAGAACUUGAUCUACUUUGGAUUCUACAGCUUCAGUGAGCUCCUGCGUCUGACCAAGACCCUUCUGUCCAUCCUGGACUGCACUCCGGCCUCCAGUCUGGCCUUAGGGGGAAAGCUUGACCCAACCAGAGAGAUUGAUAAGAGGUCCUAUGCUAUCCGAGGUCAAUCACAUUUAACGGAUGAGAGCAAGGGAGGAGUGUUCCGAUCCAUCCAUGGUGUCGGAGCAGUGAUGACAAACAUGGUGCUAGGGACUGGUCUACCUAACGCUGGUAGGACUCCCAAUCCAGCCAACAAGACCAAUAGACUGGAUCCAGGCAAUAAGGAGGAUGAAAGAGUCAUGGAAACCAAACUCAAAAUCAUUCAGAUUUUGCAGUUUAUUCUGAAUGUCCGACUGGACUACCGCAUCUCCUGCCUGCUGUCCAUCUUCAAGCGAGACUUCGACGAGACCAAAGACGGCCAGGACCAAACCGGUCAACCGCAACAGCCGGUCCCCAACCAGAAUGGGUCCACCAACUCCACAUCCUCCCACAUAUCCAACAAUACAGGGACAGCAGGAGGGGGAACGGCAGUGGGAGGCGGGGGUACGGACCAAUCGGGGAUCAACCUGGAGGCCAUUGGGGAUCAGGCGGAAGGCAUCUUUGAGGGCCAGAUGGAUGGGGUUGAUCUGGACCUUGAUGGGCAGGGGGGCAGGACGUUCCUGAGGGUGCUGCUGCAUCUGACAAUGCAUGACUACCCACCGUUGGUGUCUGGGGCAUUGCAGCUGCUGUUCAGGCACUUCAGCCAGAGACAAGAGGUGCUACAAGCUUUCAAACAGGUGCAACUGCUGGUGACCAAGAAAGACCGUGAGAACUACAAGCAGAUCAAGAAGGACCUGGACGAGCUUCGGCUGCUUGUGGAGAAGUCUGAGCUCUGGGUCUACAAGAGCAAGCUUGACAGGAGUCGCAAGAAGAAAGAUGACGACGAUGAUGAUGACAAGAGAAAGAAGUCAAAGUCAAAAUCAAAAUCAAAACUGAUGUCCCAAGCAAGCAGUGUUGGAGAAGGGUCAUCCAUCGACCUUGACCUUGGACCUUUGGUUGACCCAACCAGUGCCCGCAACUACAAGACCAUUCAACAGAUUCUGUGUCGUCUGAGUUCCUUGUGCAUCAAUGAAAGCGGUGGAGUAAGGAAGAACAACAAACAUGAACAGAGGCUACUGAGGAACAUGGGUGCUCAUGCAGUGGUGCUAGAACUCUUACAGAUCCCGUUUGAUAAGGCGGCUGAUACAAGGAUGUUAGAGCUGUUGCGAUUGGCCCAUGCAUUCCUGCAGAACUUCUGCUGGGGCAAUCCAUCCAAUCAGCUUCUUCUUCACAAACACAUCCACCUUUUCCUUAAUCCAGGGCUGCUGGAGGCUGAGACCAUGAGGCACAUCUACAUGGACAAUGUCCAGCUGUGCAGUGAGGUCUCAGAGAAGGUGGUCCAGAGCUUCGUCCAUCACAUAGCCACUCAGGGCCGUCAUGUCCAGUACCUCAGGUUCCUGCAGACCAUUGUCAAGGCUGAUGGACAGUACAUCAGGAAAACACAGGAUAUGGUCAUGUCAGAGUUGGUGAGCGCUGGAGAAGAUGUUCUUCUGUUCUACAAUGACAAGGCCUCCUUCAACUCCUUCAUCAACAUGAUGAGGAUGGAGAGGGAGCGCAUCGAUGAUUCCAGCCCCUCCCAGUACCACAUCCAUCUCGUGCAGCUCCUGGCAUGCUGUACGGAGGGCAAGAAUGUCUACACGGAGAUCAAGUGCCAUUCUCUCCUGCCGCUGGAUGAUAUCGUCAGGGUGGUGACGGAUAUAGACUGUGUACCAGAGGUCAAGAAUGCUUACAUCAACUUCUUGAAUCACUGUUAUGUGGACACUGAGGUUGAGAUGAAAGAGAUCUAUACCAGCAAUCACAUGUGGGAUCUCUUUGAAAACUUCCUGGUUGAUAUGGCAUUGGUAUGUAAUGCAACAACAGACAGGAAACAUACAGACAUCAUGCUUGAGAAGUAUGUUACAGAGACUGUCAUGAACAUCAUCACCACAUUCUUCAGCUCACCAUUCGCUGAUCAGAGCACAGCUGUACAGUCCCACCAACCCAUGUUUGUGCGUCUGCUGCAAGGUGCAUUCAGGGUCUCAUUGUGUCAAUGGUUGUCGGGACAACAGAAGUACCAUGUAGAGAACUGCAUCAAGACUCUCACAGAAAUUGCUAAGAACCGAGGCAUCGCCAUCCCUGUAGACCUGGACAGCCAGGUGAACACCAUGUUCUCUCGCUCUCAAACUCUGAUGAAGCACACGCGUCAUUGGUUGAGUCAAGGCAGGCUGAGAAGAGACUCUAUGAUGGCCAUCUCCAGAGACUACAGAACCAUCAUUGAAGGCUUACAGGACAUUGUAUCGAUUCUUGAGGAUCAGUUGAGACCCUUGGUCCAGGCAGAGUUAUCAGUGCUUGUAGAUGUGCUGCACAGACCUGAGCUCCUCUUUCCCAUCGGUACUGAAGCCAGACAGAAGUGCGAGAGCGGAGGUUUCAUCAGCAAGUUGAUCAAGCACACAGAGAAGCUGUUAGAGGAGAAUGAAGAAAAGCUUUGUAUCAAAGUGCUGCAGACACUGAAGGAGAUGAUGACUGUUGACAUCAACUAUGGAGAGAAGAUGGCUUCUUCUGUUUAUAGACACUUGAUACCACCAAAUUUGAGAGCGCAUUUCCAAAUGAAGGGCGAGAACCUGCGACAAUCCCUCCUCUUCCGUUACUACGGCAAGUCCCACCCCCACUACACCCGGGAGAGUGAGUCCACCCAUCAUCACCAUCACCGGAUGUCCACCGUGGUCAGCCCCAGUAACCCUGGCCACUUGAUGCUGAGCAGGGCGGAGCUGACCCUGGCCAUGGUACAGAACCAGCUUGACCAACAGGGAGCUUCCAUCCUGGUGAUUGACCUGGUGGUGAGGAAUAGCAGUAACAGGGUGUUCCAGGAGAGCGUGGAGCUGGGGAUAGCUCUACUGGAAGGAGGCAAUCCUAAUAUUCAGAAAUCCAUCAUCAAGCAUCUCUCAUCAACGGAUAAGAAAUCUGAGCGUUUCUUCAAGGUGUUCUACGACAGGAUGCGAGAUGCUCAGGCAGAGAUCAAAGCCACUGUAACAGUGAACACGGGGGAAGGCAUCACAGGGAAAGCAGCUGAUGAGAAGGAGACUGGAGGAGCAGGAUCAGGAGGAGUAGGCAGCAAAGAGGGUACCCUUGGGGGCCAUCAAAGGAGGAUACGAAUGCACAAUGGUUCUAUCAGUGACGACCUGAAGGAACAGCUUGUGGAUGCUGCCCUCCAUACCAGCAAAGCCUUCUCCGCUCUGAGGAAGGGACGAGAUGAUGAGCUCGGGGAGAGGGGUGGUAUCGGGAUGACCAACAUGGAUGCCUUGGGUCAGAUAGAGAAGAACAAGGAUGAUGAGAAGGGUCUGAUGAGUCCAGAGGUCACUAUCAUGGAACCUAUCCUCAGGUUCUUGCAGCUCAUGUGUGAGAACCAUAACAGAGAUCUCCAGAACUUUUUGAGGCACCAGAACAGCAAGACGAACUACAACCUAGUGAGUGAGACUCUUCAGUUCUUGGACUGCAUCUGUGGAAGCACCACAGGAGGACUAGGACUGCUAGGAUUGUACAUCAACGAGAAGAAUGUCACUCUCAUUAAUCAGACGUUAGAGAGUCUUACAGAAUACUGCCAAGGACCUUGCCAUGAUAACCAGAACUGUAUUGCUAACCAUGAAUCGAAUGGGCUUGACAUCAUCACAGCACUCAUCCUUAAUGACAUCAAUCCACUCGGCAAGAACCGCAUGGAUCUGGUUCUUAAACUUAAGAAUAAUGCAUCUAAACUACUCCUGGCCAUCAUGGAGAGCAGACAUGACAGUGAGAAUGCAGAGAGGAUCCUCCUCAAUCUAAGCCCUAAGCAACUGGUGGAAGUGAUCAAACAGGCCUACCAACAGGAGGACAUUGAGGUUGAUGAGGAUGAUGAGAUCGGUGGUGAUGACGAGGAGGAACCUAUCUCACCUAGAGAAGUGGGUCACAACAUCUACAUCCUGGCACAUCAGCUGUCCCAACAUAACAAGGAGUUACAUGCCAUGCUGAAGCCAGCUAACCCAUUGGACUUCAGUGAAAAGGCAUUAGAAUACUAUGCAGGUCACACGGCACAGAUUGAGAUCGUACGUCAUGACCGUACCCUGGAGCGGAUUGUGUUCCCGGUGCCUCCGGUCUGCGAGUACCUGACCAACGAGACCAAGACCAAGGUCUUUGUGACAGCAGAGAGGGACGAGCAGGGUAGCAAGGUUGCUAACUUCUUUGAGCAGACGGACGACAUGUUCAUGGAGAUGCAAUGGCAAAAGAAACUCAGAGCUAAGCCGUUUUUGUCCGUGGCAAGUAACAACAUGACAAGAUGGAGUUACAUGUGCUUCACUCUGCACAUUGUGAUGAACAUCAUUGUAGCUUUCUUCUAUCCAUUCAAGGAUGGCACACUAGAUUUUGAUCCUCGUCUGUCUAGACUGGUAUGGACUGUGAUGUUCCUCUCUCUAGCAACCAUCCUAGCCCUACCCAAGCCAGCAGGGAUCAGGACGUUCGUCAUAGCAACGGUGCUUCAGAUGAUCCUUCUCGUCGGGGUCAUCCCUACUCUCAGGUUCCUAGGGAUUCUUAAUAUCACGACCAAAAUAGUAUUUAUAAUGAGUUUCUUUGGCAAUCGAGGCUUGAUGAAUAAGCGCUUUCGCAGCGUCAUCACAAAUUAUGAAGUGCUCUAUCACUUUGCGUAUGUGCUCAUGUCUGGAUUGGGUAUAGCAGUCAAUCCUCUCUUCUACAGCGUGUUGAUGUUGGAUGUAAUAUACCAAGAGGAGACGCUUCAUAAUGUCAUCAACUCAGUGACUCGUAACUGGAGGUCUAUUGCCUAUACCACCUUGCUGGCUCUCAUCCUGGUCUAUCUCUUCUCCAUCGUUGGAUACCUCAACUUCCGAGACGACUUUGUGAUCGGCGUCACACCGCCGCAGCAUAACGCCACCUCCAGUGUUACCCCACCGUCGGCCCCCGCGGCCCCACCCCCUCUGCCAGAACCCGGUCCAGUCUGUACGGCUAAAGGAGGAAACUGCAGUGGCCAGAGUGUGAGACCUCGCAAUAUCUACACCAUGCCUGAAGCAGUCGCAGAAGAAGUAGAAAGUUCAGAAACAGCUGUUGCCAUGGAGGAUGAAGGAGAGGAUGAGAGGUUCUGUGAUACCCUUAUCAUGUGUAUCAUUACCACCCUCAACCAUGGGCUCAGGAGUGGAGGAGGUAUUGGAGAUGUUCUCAGAAGCCCUUCAAACGGGGAGCGAUGGUUUGGUCUGAGAGUGAUGUACGACCUUCUCUUCUUCUUCCUCGUCAUCAUCAUUGUUCUCAAUCUCAUAUUUGGUGUUAUCAUCGACACCUUUGCCGAUCUUAGGAGUGAGAAACAACAGAAGGAUGAAAUUCUCAGGAACACUUGCUUCAUAUGUGGUCUGAAUCGAUCGUCCUUUGACAACAAAUCAGUGACGUUUGAAGAGCAUAUACAGGAGGAGCAUAACAUGUGGCACUACAUGUACUUCAUAGUGCUAGUCAAAGUCAAGAACUCAACAGAGUUUACAGGACCAGAGAGUUAUGUCUCCGACAUGAUAAAGGAGAAGAACUUGGAAUGGUUCCCAAGGAUGCGAGCAAUGUCCUUAGCAGCUGACGAAGGGGAGAGUGAACAGAAUGAACUGAGGAAUCUACAUAGCAUGCUAGAGAGUACCACUAAGCUGGUCCAGACACUCAGUUCUCAGCUUGCUGAGCUCAAAGAUCAGAUGACUGAACAGAGGAAACAGAAGCAGAGAAUUGGACUUCUCAGCACACCAGCAUUACCUUCCAUGGGACCACCCUAAAAUUGACCUCUGACCUCUGACCCCUGACCCCACCCUAGAGUGUCUCCUAACCCCACCCAAUAACCUUUCACCUCUAUUUGUUAUGAAGUCUAUUUCUUAUAAUAUAUAAUUGUAUUGCAUCAGGCUACUUUUUUGAUGCACUACUGAUAUUGUCUGUAGAUACAAUUUUUAUUUCACAGCUUUAUAUCUUUAUAUCUUUGCUCUAGUGUCGUGCAAAUGUAGAGUGACUUUGUUUAUUUAAAUAAGUACAUCAAUCAAUCAAUAUGCAUCAUUUUAUCAUUAGUAACAGUCCAUGUGGGAUAUGUUUCUAUAAUUUACAUAUUAUGCCAUUCUUUUUCUCCACCUAUAUUGAUAUUAUACUUUUGUUAAACUCUGAAUUCUGAAUUGAAAUUACCGUCUUGUGUAGAUUGGGUAAACCAACACUGUUUUAAUAUCGGGAUCAUCUUACAAACUACAGGUAUCUAAUGAACAAAUCUUAAUGAUAUGAAUUAGUUCAUUUUAUUUGAUGUAUAUCAGGUCAUGACAGUUACUUGAGAUAUAGACUGUCCUGGAUUAUGGUGCUAAUAUAUUUAUAUAUUAUAUUGAAGAAUAUUAUUCUGUCGCCAACUCUGAUCUUUUAUAUGCAGUUUAUUGUAGCUAGUAAAGAAUCGUGGUGUCCCAAGGUAUACUGUUAAUAGAUAUUAGUUAUUAGAGAUUAGUUCAGCUGUUAUUUGAAGAAAUCAAAAGUAAGUUCUCAAUUAUGGAAUGGAAUGGUUUACUCUCAGAAAGCCAGCAUUGACAGAUUAUACAAGUUAACAGCAUUAUAUCCAGGAGUAACGUACUAUUCAGCGGUUUUCAGGGCACAAUUUCAAAUAUGACAAGUUUAUCAAGAAAAAAAUUACUUUUAAGCUUUGUGUUUAUGAUUCAUAUUAGAAAUUACAAUUACAAUUUCAUUUUUUUUUUCUAUUUCAGUUUGAAUUCAUUUAUACACUAUGAUGCACAGAUGGAGAAAACUCAAUUUCAAGUUUUUGUUUGUAUAAUAUUAUUUACUGAGAGCCAGAAGGGCAUGAAUCAAGUUUUUACAAACUAUUUUGGGUCCUGGCAGAUAUCUUUGGAAUCGGGUUAUGUCAUGUAUGUAUUUUUAUUUAUUCAUGAAUUUGGAAACUAGAGAUUUUUGCUCACACCAUUUUGUAAUCACCUCUAUGCACCUUGUGAUUAACUUGCAAAGAAAACCACUUGAAAGAAAGGUGCAUGUUAAGAAAUAGAAUGCUGAAGUUUGAACUCUCUUUGUAUAUUUCUAAAUGAAACCUUUAUAAGAUUUGAUAUAAUCAUGACAUCAUUUUGAAUAUUUUUAGAACAGUAAUAUAAUACAGUUCUUUUCAUGUGUUGACCCUUUUCUUUCUUUUUUCUUUUUUUUGAAAAACAAAAAUGACAUACCUUGGACAAGAAAAGUGCCGUUUGUAAAAAUCAAUUAACAAGAAAGAAAUUAUGAAUAUAUUUUGUUUGAAUCGUGAUCAUGUUUAUAAAAGAGAUAUAUUUGCUGGUUUUUAUCGAUGAUGCAUCAAUUUGUGGUAGAGCAUUAGCACUGGGAAUAAUGUUAACAUUGAUAUCAAUGGCUGAUUUGGAAUGUAAUACAAAUUUUUUUUAAAUGCAUAUUUAGCAUGAAUUGUGGUAUAGCUAUUUUCUUUUGUUACGUAGAAAGGAAAUCUAUACUGCAUUGAUUUUUGUAAAACCUGUAUUUCAUUCAAUUUCAAGUUAUUUUUAAAGGGGUUGGGGACAGCAACUUCAAUCAUGCAGCAUUAAACAUAUCUAUGCAGAGUUGUUGCCAGGUUUGAUUUGUGGGCAUGAUCAUGAUUUGAUAUAAUUACAUUAAAAAAAAAACUUUAUAUCAAAGAACAAUUCAGGAGAUAUAAUGAUAUGCUUUUCAGUACGAUUAAGAUAUAACUCAGAUAUAAUGCUGCAUAUCAAACUCUCAUACUUUGCCACAACUUUUGAGCCAUUCAGCUGUGCAUUUGUAAUCAGUUUUAUAGUGAUAAACUACAUUUUAAUGAUGGAUUACGUCUUGUCCGUACAUGAUGCUGUGAAGAAAAUGUAUGUUGGCACAAUAAUGCUAGACACGCUCACUUAUCUGAGUUUUUAUAAGAUGCAGAAAUGUUAGGUGCACUAUGCUAAUGUCAUUUUAUUUUGCAGUCCGGUUACUUUUGAGACAGUUUAAUUGGUUAUAUGUGAACAAGGUGUUUAGAAAGCAAUUUUACAUGCAUUGAACAUUUUUUCUUUUUUGGUACCGGUACUCUUGAAACACAAAACCCCUGGAAUCCAAGCAUAAAGUAAUCAUGACUCUCAGGAGCAUCUCUGAUUUUAUCAUUACUAAAAUAGUAAAUAUUGGCCAAUCUCAUUAAACAUGAUUGAGACCUUGGUUUUCUCAGCCCAAUCUCUUUGUAAGAAAGCAUUGUUCAGAGUUCAUUAACAUCAAUGGGAAAUGCAACUAAAUGAUGCAAUACCACUCUGGACUCGGGACGUUUGUUGUGCGUUACAUGUAGCCUUGAUACAUGAUUCAGGAUUUCAAUAUAGUUAAUUGAAAUAUCACAAUGCAAUGCUUUCUAGAGAAUAGUGCAUUAGGCCACAUUCACACGUGAUCUGUAAACCGAUUUGAAAAAAGAAAAUGUUUGACAAAUGCAUAGCUCACUUCAAAUUUCUGUAUCUAUUAUUAUUAUUGUUAUUUAUUAUUUUUAUUGUUAUUAUUAUUAUUAUUAUUUUUGUUGAUUAUUAUUAUUAUUAACAUUAUUAUGGUAACACACAGAAAAACAAGGAAGCUUUAAUAGAAGUCUUUGCUGCACUCAGCUAUCAUUUUUACACCCCACUUGCCACUCAUUAAUGCCUACAAUAGUGCUGUUUUGUCACACAUUGUUUUACCAAGGUAUUUUACAUUAUGUGUUAUUGAAGCAUCAGACUACCAGCCAACGCCAGACUUUAUGUAAAUCAUUACGUCAUGUUCUCUUGUUUCAUUUAAGAAGACUCUCCACAGUACAAAUUAUAAUUAUUUUUUAAUUAUUUUUUAAUAAAAUGAUUGUAUUUAUGAAGAACACACUUAGUAUUUUUAGUUGCAGGAGCUAUAUUGCAAAAUGAAUACACCUGUAAAUGGACCCCCCCCCCUUUAUUUUGUAAGAUCAAAUAUCAAUGACAUUGCCAUUCUACUUGUGAUUUCAAGAGAUGUUUAUGUAAAGCAACAUCAGUCCAAUGUGUGAUUUGCUGUAAUGAGCAAGACAUAAAUGUUUUGAUUUUAAAAAAGAAGACAAUUUUUGAAAAUAACCACUCCAAGCUUUCUUCAUGCAUGAAAUUAUCAGAUGUAUAACAACAGAGAAAUUAUUGUAAGAAAGAAACAUAAAAUUAUGUAACCCUUUGAUGAGGCUUUUAAAAUUGUGUUUCUAAAGGGAGUGGCAAAAAUAAAUAAAAUGAUAAUCAUCUUGACAAAUAAGAUAGAUAAAGAAAGAUAAUUGGCAUGUCUAUGACUCGCGAUAGAUUGAUGUGGUGUAGAAUGAUAAACAAGAGAUGCAACACGAGUCAAACAUACCAGACCUCAAAACACACAGUGAAAGGGAAGAUAAAACAUAUCUACAAAAGAAUUCAACUUCAUGGCAUGCCUGCAGUGUCAACCUAAUCUGUCAGGAUUGUAAUGGCCCGGAACUGACCAAUGCAGGUCUCUGUUGACGUAACGGUCAUUUAGAUCUGUCGGCAAUGUUGCCCACUCGCUGAUGGAUGCUGCCAAUUUCAAAAGUGACACUUUGUAAAUUACCUCGUUUAUCAUCAAGAAAUGGUGCCUACCUUUUUAAAUCGGAACCAUUAUUGUCCAUGAAUAGAAAGUCCAUCACCAUCAUGCACAUUAUUUAUGGCUUUUGAUAUAUAUACAAUAUUUAUAACUCGCGUGUUUCAUCUGUAAAAAGCGCACACUAGAGAAAGUGGUAUUACAAUGGUGUUGUAUUUAUUGUUUAUACACAAAAGGUUCUUUUUAUGACCAAUUAUAAACUAAAUAGUUGGUAGAUACAUGUAAGGGUAUUGUUGUAUAUUGAUACUAUUGCCCAUCACAAUGGUUUGUGGUCAUAUCCUCUUUUCUUUUUUUAUAGCUCUCUCAUAGAUUGAUAUGCAGGGAGAUGAUUCAUAUAUAAGGUGCUUUAUUUUUUAUCGUAAUUUAUGCUAAUGACAGAUUAUGCACUGGAAUAGAGUAAUGGGUGGUAGUAGUUUUCUAUGAAAUAAUAUAUACAAAUACCAUGCAUGUAAGAUACAUGUUUGUGUUUCAGUUGAAUGCUUGCAAUCAGUAAUUGGGACUUGCACAUGUACAUGUAAAAUGUAGACACUCGGUUUCAAUUGUAUGUAUUAGAGGAUGGGCCUUUUUUUUAAAUAACCACCCACCAUCAGCUGUUUACUCGUGCUAGAGUAUUUAGUAAUUAGGGAUUUAUGAAUAUAGCCUGGGAUGCCAUCAUGAUGUUAACACACAAUUGUUCUAUUUUGUAUUUUUGUAUCCAAAGUGUGACUUCUAAAUCAGAUAGAAUACCAAUCAUGAGUUCAAAAUUACCAAAGAGUAUGAACCUUGAUCUCUGUGCUUUCACUGUAUGCUUACAACUUUCACCACGUGCUUACAACAAAAGCCCCCAAAGUGCUCUUUCUGUUGUCUAUCUUUAUCAACAAUCAGGUAUCCUAUUGCCUUUCUGUAACUGAACUAGAUUGAGGUUUUGAAGGAGAAAGAGCAAGUCAAAACUAUUUUCCAUCAUAUGUAGAUGAUAUUAUGAUCACCCCCACAGAUCUCUUUGUGUUGUCUAUAUUGAUAAUCAGGUAUCCUAUUGCCUUUCUGUAACUGAACAAGAUUGAGGUUUUGACGGAGAAAGGGCAAGUCAAAACGAUUUCCAUCAUAUGUAGAUGGUAUUGUGAUCAUCCCUCACAGAUCUCUUUGUGUUGUCUAUAUUGAUAAUCAGGUAUCCUAUUGCCUUUCUGUAACUGAACAAGAUUGAGGUUUUGAAGGAGAAAGGGCAUGUCAAAACUAUUUCCCAUCAUAUAUGGAUGGUAUCAUGAUCACCCCCACAAUUCUCUUUGUGUUGUCUAUAUUGAUAAGCAGGUAUCCUGUUGCCUUUUUGUUAUCUGGAUUGAACCGGAAUGAGGGUUUUCAACAAGAUAUAAGAAUAAACUCAAGCAAUGAUAUGUUGUCUGUUGAGAAACCAAAGGGUGUUACCUCUUUGCAGAAGCUAAUGAUUGAAUGCCCUUCUGGGUUCUGGCUCCUAACAGACAAUAAAUCAAUAUUAUUCAAUCACAGAUCUCUAAAAAAUUGUGGUCUUUACCAAAAUGCUACCAUCUAUCCAUAUUUUAUUUAAUUGAUCUCUGUAUAAAUCUGUAUAUCAUCACAUGUUAUUUUUGGUACUUAUUGAUGUAAAACUAUUAAUCAUUAUUUUUGAUGUAAAAGGUCAAUCCCCUUCAAGCAAUGAAAUGCCUUGACACUUUUAUCACAUUGAAAACUCAAUCUCCAACAUUUUAUUGUCCAUUUUCCUGCACAGUGACACACAGAGAAGAUUAUAUUUUCUUUUGUGAUGAACAGUAGUUUGUAAUUGAUUAGAUUAUAUGUUUUAAGAGCCUACAUAAAAGAUAAACUAAAAGGAAUUUCAGUCAUUGUUUACAAUGAGUUUAAAACAGAGGUGCCUUUUGAAUACUUCAAGUACCUUUAUUGAUAACAUUUAUAGAUAAUAGGAUAUAAUGUAAACAAACUUUAUAUUAUUGAAAGAGUUCUCUGUCAAUAAAUAUGUUAUUUGCUAUUCAAAAUUUGUCUAGGUAUAUUGUAACAAUAGUUAUAUUAUAAUAAGGUUGAAUUCUACAAUUGCUACACUUUGACUUUUUUGUAAGAUGGGGUAUAAUGUUGUAAAGUGAUGGCAAAUAAUUUCUAAGAGAGAAUUUUGCAUGUCUGUAAUGUGUAUAUCAUCACAUGUUAUUUUGGUGGAAUUUUGUUAAGAAUGAAUGUAUUUAUUGAGAUUUAUAUGAAUGAUAAUUGAUAAAAUUCUAUAUUCUGCUUGCACAAAAUGAUUUCUCUUUUGGACAAAGCCCAAAUUGGACAGAACAAGUGACUUGCAAGAGACUCAAAUAUUAGUAUUUGUUAAAUGUAUGUUUGCAAGUGUGUACUAUUUUGUGAGUAUGUGAUUUGUUUGAGGUCUGUCUCAUUUUGCAUCAUGCGUUGUCAUGUGUUCCUAUGCUCUAUUUUAUUAGGAAGGCAUAUAUUGUAUAAUUCUGAAGGAAACAGCCAUAUAAUUGACUAUUGUAAGUUAUUAUUGUCACAAUUGAAAACUGUAUAUUAUUAUGAGCGAUAGCGGCCCAUAUUGCCUUGUGAUACGCCCCCAGAUGAUGCCUUUGUAUGUUGUGUAGAAAAGAUAUUUUCUAAAUGAAAUCAUGUUGUCACUGAUCAAAUAUGUUUGAAACAAAAUAUACUUGUUGACUUGUA